Molecule: messenger RNA, 1302 nt
Organism: Echinococcus granulosus
Lineage: Eukaryota; Metazoa; Platyhelminthes; Cestoda; Cyclophyllidea; Taeniidae
Exons: 1
Coding region: 1-1302 (433 amino acids)
Source: RefSeq, a predicted model, not a curated record
AUGUCGUUCAGACUAAGUCAAGAAAAUGUCACUGAACUCUCAUCAACUCAUGAGGGACAAUGUCAGCCUCCCAUUAGAUACACCCUACAUCGGGAAGACUUUGUAGAAGCCUUGCAAAAGCAAGAAUCCAAUUCCGUUUUAGAGCACCUUACGUCCGUCGAUGGUCUUCCAUUAUCAGCAUUUCUGCGCCGAGUUGUAUUUGUUCCCAAAUCCAUGAAAGCAGACGUACUUCUAACUGAGAAACUCCUCAAUGAAACCCUUGGUCGCGUGACCUGUGACACUCCUUGCGAUAAGGAUAUUAACUUCCUUGAGAAAGUUGAAUCACUUCACACUUUGUGUAAGGUAUCGGCAAACGAACGUUUGAUUCCUCAAUUUAUAGAAUGGAUGAAGACAAAUUCGGAGAGAUUGAAUGAUGCAUUGGCCAGUUGCCUUUUGCUGGAAUGUCAGGAAUUGGCACAGGAAUGCUGCUUUACGAUCGCAAUCUUAUCCAGGCGGUUACAUUUCAGUAUGAGGAGAGGAGCUGAAGUACUAAUAGACACCUUAAUACGCUUAAUGUCACGAGCUCUCAUACCUAGGGAGAAGAAUAUUACGGCAUAUCGAGAGGCUCGACAAAUUCACGAAGAACGUGAAAGCAUUAAAAAAUCCCUAGUAAUUUUUCAUCCACCACCCUUGACUUACAAUUACUGUGAAAUUUCCCAUCGCUUAAUUGGAGUAAUUUACUACACACUGGCCGAUGUGCUUUUUAGCAUUCCUCUGCCAGAACUCAUUCGAUUCUUCACUUUUCGAAUCUUCCGCCGAAGGGAAAUGGCACGCCUUCUUCUUUUCCAAAUUCUCGACUCACUCGUCACUAACUUAAGUGAAAUUCAGGAGGAGGCAGAGAAGUUGGCCGCUAAAGCAGAAGUUCUGGGAAUGUACGAUGAAAAUAUCUGGCGACUCCUUCCAAGUGUACUCUACAUGGAUAUUCUGAGAGCCUUCAGUGAGAUCAACAUAGCUAACCGAGAGUACCCAAAUACAGUGCUUAACGUGUUGCGGGCACAGGCAACCCUAAAGUAUCCUCUGAUGGAUGAGAAGACUCUAGCGAAUGUGCAAAACUACUGGGAGCAGAAUCCCUUCUUUGACGUCACCAUGGAAAGGGUGCCACGCCUGUCGUUCAACCUGCUACCCGCAGAGAAGGCAGCUGCAAAAUCGUUGGAAGUUAAGAAGGACAGUGCUAGUGGAAGCCUUCAUACAUCCAAUGAGCUCCCAGAAAUGGGUCUCAGUUUACAUCACACUCGCCCUACAUUAAUUAUGAAAAAUUUAUAG